AUGGAAGAACCGAUUCGGGGGACGUCUAGUAAAGCAUCCAAAUUUGCAUCAGACAAAGAUAUAAUUAGCAGCAUGCCAGAGAAUGUGAUUACUAAUAUUAUGGAUCGGUUGGAGAUAGAAGAAGCGGUGAGCACCGGCAUUUUGUCGAGAGACUGGAGGUUAAAGUGGACCUUGCUCACCCGGCUCGUAUUUGAUUCUGAUUUCUUUGAGCGUCUAUCAUAUUUUAAUGAUGAGGCUUGUUACGGGAGGAUAAUAAUAAGUAGGCUUCUUCUUCAUCUUAAAGGUUCAUUAACUAAGUUUGUCCUUGAUGUAAGUGAUGAAAGUUACUUUGAAGAUAUUAGUAGUUGGGUUAUGUUCUUGUCGAGAAACGGAAUUGAGGAAUUCAUUCUUGGAAAUCUGCACACGAUACCACUUAAGUUACCUACCCAUUUUUUCUCUUUUAUGAAGUUGAAACAUUUGGAACUUUAUAAUUGUUGUAUAUGUCCCAUGCCUGGUUUUAGUGGUUUUCCAAAUCUGUUGAGCUUAACUCUGUCUGCUGUUAGCUUUGAAAGCUACCAAUGUGGGGAGUUUCUCACUCGGAGUCCGUUACUUGAAGUUCUGAUAAUUUCUCAUGACAGUCUUACUGGGGUAAUGCAACAUGUUGAGCUUGCAAAACUUGAAAAUCUCAAAGUGUUACGUUUUUCAUUAUGUAAGCUGGAAAGUAUGGGGACGAUCACAAGAUCAAACAUAGUUCACCUUGUGGGGGAGUUCUCUAAACUUCAGGAGCUCGCUCUAGAUUUUUUGGGCUGCAAGGAACUGAAGCUAGAAAGAAUGUCCAAACCACCCUGCCCUGCCUUAAGGCUCUUAACUUAUGGAACAUAG
This is a messenger RNA of Erigeron canadensis, 861 nucleotides long. Its product is annotated as F-box/FBD/LRR-repeat protein At1g13570-like. Bases 1 to 861 code for a protein of 286 amino acids. The transcript has 2 exons. Gene Ontology annotation, molecular function: protein binding. NCBI's taxonomy places the organism in Eukaryota, Viridiplantae, Streptophyta, Magnoliopsida, Asterales, Asteraceae. The record is from RefSeq and is a predicted model, not a curated record.